Sphenostylis stenocarpa is the source of this 1281-nucleotide messenger RNA. NCBI's taxonomy places the organism in Eukaryota, Viridiplantae, Streptophyta, Magnoliopsida, Fabales, Fabaceae. The record is from the annotation of a GenBank genome assembly.
AUGAACCUUCUUUUGGUGCUUAUUCUUCUUCUGCACUACGUUGCUGCAGACCCUCCUGCUUCCUCUCCUCAACUUCCUCCUGUUUUCUCUCCGGAAGGGAAGGAGCAGCAUCACCUGCAUAAGAAAGUGCUAAUAGCUAUUGUCGUAGCCACCACUUCACUUGCAGCACUUAUUUUCAGUCUCGUAUGUUUCUGGGUUUAUCACACCAAGUAUCCAACAAAAUCCAAAUCCAAAAAGGUUCAAACUCCUGGUCCAGAUGCAGAGAAGGGGAUCACCUUAGCACCGUUUCUGAGUAAAUUCAGUUCCAUCAAGAUUGUUGGUAUGAAGGAGUCUGUGCCGAUAGUUGAUUAUAAGCAAAUAGAAAAAACGACCAAUAAUUUUCAGGAAAGUAACAUCUUGGGCGAGGGAGGUUUUGGAUGUGUUUACAAGGCUCGCUUGGAUCAUAACCUGGAUGUUGCAGUUAAAAAACUACACUGUGAGACUCAAUAUGCGGAGAGAGAAUUCGAGAACGAGGUGAAUUUGUUAAGUAAAAUUCAGCAUCCGAACAUAAUUUCCUUACUGGGUUGCAGCAUUGAUGGUGUCACGAGGUUUAUUGUUUAUGAGUUGAUGCAAAAUGGAUCAUUGGAAGCUCAAUUACAUGGACCUACUCAUGGCUCGGCAUUGACUUGGCACAUGAGGAUGAAGAUUGCUCUUGACACAGCUAGAGGACUAGAAUAUCUGCAUGAGCACUGCUACCCUGCAGUGAUCCAUAGGGAUAUGAAAUCUUCCAAUAUUCUCUUAGAUGCAAACUUCAAUGCAAAGCUGUCUGAUUUUGGUCUAGCCAUAACUGAUGGGUCCCAAAGCAAGAAGAGCAUUAAACUAUCGGGUACCUUAGGAUACGUAGCACCGGAGUAUCUUCUAGAUGGUAAAUUAAGUGACAAAAGUGAUGUGUACGCUUUUGGGGUUGUGCUAUUGGAGCUCCUGUUAGGAAGGAAGCCGGUGGAAAAACUGGCACCGACUCAAUGCCAGUCUAUUGUCACAUGGGCCAUGCCACAGCUCACGGACAGAUCCAAGCUUCCAAACAUUGUGGAUCCAGUGAUUAAGAAUACAAUGGAUCCCAAGCACUUGUACCAGGUUGCUGCUGUAGCUGUGCUGUGCGUGCAACCAGAACCUAGUUAUCGUCCACUGAUCACAGAUGUUCUUCACUCGCUUAUCCCCCUUGUUCCCAUUGAGCUUGGAGGAACACUGAGAGUUUCACAAGUGAGGCAGCAUGCCACUCUUGCUGUGAAUUCUCGUCAUUGA